This is a messenger RNA of Caenorhabditis briggsae, 933 nucleotides long. Gene Ontology annotation, biological process: protein dephosphorylation. Lineage: Eukaryota; Metazoa; Nematoda; Chromadorea; Rhabditida; Rhabditidae. The record is from RefSeq and is a predicted model, not a curated record. The transcript has 6 exons. Gene Ontology annotation, molecular function: protein tyrosine phosphatase activity. The coding region runs from base 1 to 933 and encodes 310 amino acids.
AUGACUGAUGAGCAGACGAAUCGAGAGAAGAAUAUCAAAAGGAAACAGCUCGUCAAAUUUGUCAAGCACGUUCUCGAAAAGGGUCCUUCCGGCUUACAAAAAGAGUUUUCUUCCAUGAAGCGAUUCAACGAUUUCGAGAAAAUGAAGGCAUUCAAACAAGCUCAGGAACGUGGCAAAAAUCGAUACAAAGAUGUGGGAUGUCUGGAUAAUAAUCGUGUGAAGCUUGCACCUCCAUGGCCAUACGACUACAUUCAUGGGAACUAUGUGGCAACUCCAAACAAUGCUAAACGAUUCAUUUGUACACAGGCACCACUAGAAAAGACUUGCGCAGAUUUUUGGUUCAUGUGUUUGCAGGACAAGGUUGAAGCGAUUUUUAUGCUGUGCAACCUGAUGGAGAAAGGUGCCAAAAAGUGUUUUGAGUACUAUCCAUCCAAGGAUAAAACGUUGGAAUUUGAAGAGAAGGGACACAAGAUUACGAUGAAAUUCUCGAAGAGCGAGGCAAAGGUGAUGGAGACUGUACUGACAGUUGAGGGUCAAGGAGCAACACUAAAAACCACUCACUAUCAUUGGGUUGAUUGGCCGGAUCGUGGAGUUCCUGCGGCUGAUAUGGCACUUUGUGAAUUGCUAGCGAAAGCAAGAUUAUCAAAGGCACCGAUCGUAGUCCAUUGCUCUGCUGGAAUCGGUCGAACCGGGUCUGUAGUAAUGAUUGAGUACAUGAUGGAUCAACUGUUAUCCGGGCAGGUUAUCGAGGACAGUGAUAAGAUUCUACAGAAGAUUCGAGAACAACGAAAUAACUCUAUCCAAACCGAGCACCAGUAUCUCUUCGUUCAUCAAGUCAUGAUGAACUACUUUAUGGAGAAGAAAAUGUUCGAUGAAAAUGCGAAACUGGCACAUUUGGAUUUCACGGAGAAGUAUCACAAAGCUGUUCAUUAG